AUGCCCAAGUCGACCACAAGCCUGCUUCCAUACGAACUUCUCGCUCUCCUUCGCACACCUCUCGCCAAACCGUUCAUCUCAACGCGUGCUUUGCAGGUCCUGUACAUCCGAUCUGCAAAGCUGAUAUCUCGUCGCUCCCAGAAAUUUCUACUUACAGCCAUUCCCGCCGUGCGCCGGCAACUGCGAUGGGCGGUUCUCAUAGCGCUGCUUCGUACAUACUUCAUGUUCAUGAGACGUGUGAUACUGGACCCACGUUCUGGAUUCGAAAGGACAAUCAACAAGCAUGGCGGUUGGAUGUUGCUCAUAGCGUUGCGUGAGAGAAUAAAAGCGAAGCUGAGGUCUCGAGAAGAGAGAAAAGAGGGUGCGCAGGAUUUCAUCACACCUCCAACGAGCCCGGCAACCAGUGCUUCGAGUGGCGCUUCGUUCGCCAGCGUGCCAGACUACUUUCUGAGAUCGCCGACCGCGGAUCCAAUACUACUCGCAGUCCAGCAGGUGAUACCCGACGCAACCGGCUAUAAGGUCGUGAUACCGCAGCCGACAAGCUCCGAUCCCGACGGCCAGGAAGACGCGAGCCACGAACUCGCGAGGCGCAUCUCCGGAAAGACGGUGGAGACGCGAGCGUUCUAUCAAGACGGCGCCCGAACCACACCGACGACGAGCGAAAGCGGCAGGCAGAAGGUGGUCAGCCUGGUGAUCAUGGAGGAUCUGGGCGAGACCAAGACCGUCAAGGGCGCCGUCACGGUGGCCACGCGCUCGACGAACGAGGUCGACACCAAGACCGUGGAGGAGCUCGGCAUCAGUUUCGCGGAGGCGCUGGCUUGCUGA
This is a messenger RNA of Verruconis gallopava, 825 nucleotides long. RefSeq lists its product as uncharacterized. Lineage: Eukaryota; Fungi; Ascomycota; Dothideomycetes; Venturiales; Sympoventuriaceae. Bases 1 to 825 code for a protein of 274 amino acids. The transcript has 2 exons. The record is from RefSeq and is a predicted model, not a curated record.